Aspergillus aculeatinus CBS 121060 is the source of this 1891-nucleotide messenger RNA. RefSeq names its product fructose-bisphosphate aldolase FBA1. Bases 462 to 1544 code for a protein of 360 amino acids. The record is from RefSeq and is a predicted model, not a curated record. Gene Ontology annotation, cellular component: cytosol. Gene Ontology annotation, molecular function: fructose-bisphosphate aldolase activity; zinc ion binding. Lineage: Eukaryota; Fungi; Ascomycota; Eurotiomycetes; Eurotiales; Aspergillaceae. Gene Ontology annotation, biological process: glycolytic process; gluconeogenesis. The transcript has 4 exons.
UGAUUUCAUACUGAACACAUCAUUCCCCACCAGCCGGUGAGUUCUUCGAGCACUGCGAAUCUGUGCCCCUCCAUGACACACUUCGUCACUACGUACUGCCCCUCUCUUUCUUUUGCCCACCCACCCACCCUUUUCCCUUGCACUGCAUCCUCCCUUCCCCACCCCCUCCUCUCACAUCGUCCUCUCAGAGUGGUUUCUCCCUAGCAACCUUGUACUCUCACCCGUUGCCCCUCCCUGCCCGAUUUAAAUCUCCAGCUCCGUAUUCGUCGCUCGGUAAAGGCCUGUUAGUCCAAAGCUAUUCCCAUCAUAAUUUAUUUCAACCUUCUUUCCUCUCCUCUCUUCCUCUUCUUCCUCUUCUCUUUUCUCUUCUCUUCUUCUUCUCCCCAUCCAAUCUUCAUCUCUCUAUCUCUCCAUUACUCAUCACCUUAACUAGUAAACCAUCAGACUUCAAAACGAUCACAAUGGGUGUCCUUGAGAAGCUUUCCCGCAAGUCCGGUGUCAUCGUCGGUGAUGACGUCCUCCGUCUCUUCGAGUACGCUCAGGAGAAGGGCUUUGCUCUCCCCGCCAUUAACGUGACCUCCUCUUCCACCGUCGUCGCUGUCCUCGAGGCUGCCCGUGACCAGCAGUGCCCCGUUGUCCUGCAGGUCUCCCAGGGUGGUGCUGCCUACUUCGCUGGCAAGGGUGUCAGCAACGACGGCCAGAAGGCCUCCAUUGCCGGUGGUAUCGCCGCUGCUCACUACAUCCGCAGCAUUGCUCCCGCCUACGGCGUCCCCGUUGUCCUCCACACCGACCACUGCGCCAAGAAGCUCCUUCCCUGGCUCGACGGUCUCCUCGAUGAGGACGAGCGCUACUUCAAGCUCCACGGCGAGCCCCUCUUCUCCAGCCACAUGAUCGAUCUGUCCGAGGAGCCCGUUGAGGAGAACAUUGAGACCACCGCCAAGUACCUUAAGCGUGCUGCCCCCAUGAAGCAGUGGCUCGAGAUGGAAAUCGGUAUCACCGGUGGUGAGGAGGACGGUGUCAACAACGAGGACGUUGACAACAACUCCCUCUACACCCAGCCCGAGGACAUCCUCGCCAUCCACAACGCUCUCGCCCCCAUCAGCCCCUACUUCUCCAUUGCCGCUGGUUUCGGCAAUGUUCACGGUGUCUACAAGCCCGGCAACGUCCGUCUCCACCCCGAGCUCCUCGAGAAGCACCAGGCCUACGUCAAGGAGAAGACUGGCUCCAAGAAGGACAAGCCCGUUUUCUUCGUCUUCCACGGUGGCUCCGGUUCCUCCAAGGAGGAGUACAAGCAGGCCAUCAGCUACGGUGUUGUCAAGGUCAACCUCGACACCGAUAUGCAGUACGCCUACCUCACCGGUAUCCGUGACUACGUCCUGAACAAGAAGGACUACCUCAUGAGCACCGUCGGUAACCCCGAUGGCGAGGACAAGCCCAACAAGAAGUUCUUCGACCCCCGCGUCUGGGUCCGCGAGGGUGAGAAGACCAUGAGCAAGCGUGUCCAGGUCGCUCUGGAGGACUUCAACACUGCUGGUCAGCUGUAAACGAAAAGAAGCUUAUUAAUGUUUCUCUGAUGUGAUGUGUUUUCGGAUUUGACGAAACCAGAUACCAAGUACAUAAAUUCAAAACAAUUUCUUCAUUAAUUCUUCGGAUGGGGAGGGGAGGUGUUUGAGUGAGCGUAAUAUGGAUUUGUGAUUUGUUGUUGAUGGGUUGAUGUGCGCGGGGUUGGAGUUGAUGAUGUAUGUAGUCGAGCUUCUUGACUUGUGAAGUAGGCUGAAAGAAUCACUUUCCGAUGGCUGAUUGCAGGGCGUGUAUAAAUCUGUCAUGAUUCAUCUCUCCUAUUCAUGAAUGGAUGUUGACUCAACCAUCUCAGAUAUCCUCGCAAGCCCUG